GAUUCCAUUGCCUAUGAAAUCUACACCUUACAUAAACCCUAGUGGAAUUAGUGAAGAAAAUUGGAGAGAUUUAAAAAAAUAAUAAUAAUCUGAAAACAGAGAACAAGAAUGGUGGGUACAAAUUUGAAAGCAGAAACUAUGAAGCUAAUGGAUCAAAGAGCAAAUACAGAGGCUGAAAUGGACGUUAUUAUUCAGCGCCUUUGCCAACCUGGUGGCCCUGGACUUUCAGGCAACCUUGUUGAUUCUGAGGGGUUCCCAAGAACUGAUAUCGAUAUUCCAACUGUACGGUCUGAUCGGCGUAGGCUUGCGGAGCUACGUAAUGAUCACAAGAUUAUGACAGAAAAAAUAGACCAAAAUAUUCAAGUUCUACAUUCAGCACGGCUUGCUUCUACACCUUCAUCUGUCAAAGACUCAGAUGACACUGCUGUUUUAGGUGUUCAAGGAUCUGCCGUCAAUAUUGCUUCCUCAUCAUCUCCAGAUAAUUAUAUUGCGACAGCUGCUACAAGUUCUAUGGAUGUGGAUGUAGUUGUCAGCAGACCCUUUGCGGUGAUUGAUGAAAUAACCGAGGCAUCUCCAGCAGCAGAAGACGGGUUACAACUUGGAGACCAGGUUAUGAAAUUUGGGAAUGUGGAAUCAGGUGAGAAUCUCUUACAGCGGCUUGCUGCCGAAGCACAGACAAACCAGGGGUGUGCAGUGUCCAUGAAAGUUAUGAGGCAAGGUGCUAUCGUUAACUUACAAGUGACGCCAAGAAUGUGGCAAGGUCGUGGCCUGCUAGGAUGCCAUUUCCGGAUCUUAUGAUGAGGUUGUCGACUGUAGGUCCGCACCAAAUGGUAUGUCACAAAGAGUUGAUGUGAAGAAGAAUUUAUCGGUGUCUUGUUAAACAAUCGUAUCUUUUCUGUUGGUCUAUGAACGCGAAAUGAUGUAGCGUGGAUAUCAUUAUUGCUUUCGAACAGCUAUAUAUACUCAAUUCCAUCAUAUGGAUGGAAUACUAAUACUUGUUAACAUUGGGUGCGCGGGGUCAUGUAUUUUCCUGGAUUUGUAUCAGGAAUUUCUUUAUCACCUUUGGUCUUCCUAUUGAGGUUCUAAUUUUGUAGCUUAUUUCUUAGCACUGAUGUAUUUGCUCAAAACUUUCUUGAACCCAGCUUGAGCUAUAGCAUAUUUAUCCCACACAGGGUGACUUUCCAAA
This is a messenger RNA of Nicotiana attenuata, 1186 nucleotides long. Its product is annotated as 26S proteasome non-ATPase regulatory subunit 9. NCBI's taxonomy places the organism in Eukaryota, Viridiplantae, Streptophyta, Magnoliopsida, Solanales, Solanaceae. Gene Ontology annotation, cellular component: nucleus; cytoplasm. Gene Ontology annotation, molecular function: protein binding. Gene Ontology annotation, biological process: proteasome regulatory particle assembly. The record is from RefSeq and is a predicted model, not a curated record. Bases 109 to 798 code for a protein of 229 amino acids. The transcript has 5 exons.